This is a messenger RNA of Fomitiporia mediterranea MF3/22, 503 nucleotides long. RefSeq lists its product as uncharacterized. The record is from RefSeq and is a predicted model, not a curated record. The coding region runs from base 1 to 459 and encodes 152 amino acids. The transcript has 4 exons. Lineage: Eukaryota; Fungi; Basidiomycota; Agaricomycetes; Hymenochaetales; Hymenochaetaceae.
AUGGCUGAAACCUCCUCUCUGGAGGAGUUCGCUGCCUAUCCCUUUCAUUCGGACCAGGCAUUUCAGGAUGGGCUUACGAGCAUACUGAAUGCUGCGUGUGCGGAUGGUUCAGACUCAGAAGGCCGAGAGGAUGUAAUUGGUCGUGCGAAGGCAUUUUAUUUCUCCUCCGUUACUGGACACCAAAUAUCCUGGGAUGAUGUGCGGAAUGCGACUGAGCGCAAGUCCAGCGAGGACCACGCAGGGAAUAUUCCUGGCCCUAACGACGUUGCACAGAAUGAGAGUCGUGUACUGUCGUUCACAGAGAUCACGGCGUUAAUAGAGUCCGACCGGACACAUCUCAUACCGAACAACGAAUCGAUAUCUGGAGGUGUUAAUGAUGACAGGCCAAGCGAGUCGAAGGAAAAACCACGAAGGAAACCUUGGGAGCUCCAAUCCAAUCCAGAUCCAGAUCAGUCAUGAGCUAGCUGCGGCUCUUGUGUAUUUUAUGCAUAUUCUGAAUCCCA